This is a messenger RNA of Spodoptera exigua (beet armyworm), 516 nucleotides long. The record is from the annotation of a GenBank genome assembly. NCBI's taxonomy places the organism in Eukaryota, Metazoa, Arthropoda, Insecta, Lepidoptera, Noctuidae.
AUGGUCGCAGAUUUCGCGAAAAUGUCGAUGCGUCAAGCGCGGUGGGCGGCGGGCAGCGUGCGUGCGAGUAGGGCUGCCACCGACACGCACCAACCAUUCGACAACGGUCGCGCAGGCGCAUUGAUGAAAUAUAGUCCGCUACGUUACGCCCCGGGAAUGGAAAAUAGAUCAGGUGUGCCGAGUGCGCGCGCGCAGAGAUCCGUGAUGACUCAGCACUUGGGCAGCCUUAUUGCUAGCCUGGGAACCGACCUGAGUCGGAGACAAUUUGAAGUUACAAGAAGAUCCAAUGUGGUAGUGGGUGUGGACGACGAGCGCCCUAGCUUCGAGAUACUCGGUGUUAUUCGCACAAAACCCACCAUAACAGCACAGAGCAACCUUGGCCGACCAGUCAGUGAUGCUAAGGACCGGAGUUUACCGGCCGCCGCCACCACGUUGCUCUAUCGUCACUACCUGGCCACAGUGACGUCAUCGUCACGACCUGUAACCACCGUGACGCCGGCCGCCUCGCUAUGCUAA